AUGAGACAAGCUUCCAGGCAAAAGAUGAGCUUGGACACAGAAGAAGAGGGAGAAGAUACUGGCAGAGACUGGUCUUACAGCCCAGACCAAACACAACUAAGGGUUGUAAGACCUCCUCAGAAACCAGCUACUCUACCUCCAGAAACACCACAACCAAGGAGAAGGGUAUUACGCCUCCCUGUGCUGCAAAAGAAGAUGUGUAGAGCUGGUAAGUAAUCAUAGACAAACUUUUCUUCAACUUAAAAUUGUUACAUUCUAAUUUGGAUCAGCUAUGUUGGGAAGGGGUGUCUGUGCUUCAGUGGUAGAACUGGUUGUCUCGUAGAUAUUGGUGGUUUUACACCAGCUCCUCAUGCUAAAGUGUCUAGCAACUAAAAUAGUGCACCCCACUGACCAUUUACAUCAUUUGUAGGAGAUAAUGUACAGUAAACAGAUGAUUAUGUAAAGUAGAAUCCCAACAGGGUGAGCAGGACCCCAUUGUAGAGCAUAGAGGUUUUGUCUUGAAAAUCACAAAAUCUCAAAAGUCUUAGAGCCUAUAAUGAUGAUAUCUUAAAGACUAGAGCUGUAAUGUUAGGAAUUAAGGAAAAAAGUUUAUCAAAUAAGUUGCAUAAAUCAAUAAGAAGAAACGGUACUAACAAUUAUUUUUGGAUUUUGUUCCUCGCAGAAAAAGAAGUCCCUGGUGGAUACCAACUCCAGACAGCAGACGACCAACUACAGAAAGUCCAAAGAUGUUUGGAGCAGUUCACAGACUCUUCUGCACAUCAGCCUCGACCACCGACAGGCCCAAGACGACACAACUUAUUGCCACCUUUAUCAACUCCAACAAAAAAUACAUUGGCUUCCCAGGCACAAUUCACCCCCGCUCCACCUACGAAACCAGCCCCAUCCAAGAAGACUAGGUUCCGGCGUGCUGGAAAAGUCAAAGUGGUAAUAUGCGAAUCACGGUUGAACGAGCACAUUGACCUGGACCUCCAAGACCUGGACCCCUUGAUUUACCCAGAGGAAAGUCUGUCCUAUUGCUUUGAGCUGUUGAAAGAUAAAAAGUGGUAAGUUUUUCUUUUUUUUUAUCUUAACAAUGAUCUUCAAUAUUCUAUUGAUAUAAGCUCAAUGUUUAGAUGUAAUGCUUGCAAAAUUUAGCUUGCUUCCUUGAAGUUAUCCUCGGUUCACUGUCAUAAUCAUCUACUCGGCAUACAAGACAGUUCUCCAUAACUCAUUUGUUGUUGCACCAGUGAAUCAAAAGUUCUUACAUUAGUCAUCUUUUAUACAUUUUGUUUGAAACAUACUGUGAUAUUAGAUUUUUUGAACAAAAGUUUAACAAAUUUAUCAUCUCAUGCACAGGGACAAGAAGAUAGAGGGACUGAAACUCAUCCAAGCUCUGGCACAGCACCACCAGGAGAAUUUGGAGUUCAGGUUUUAUGAAAUAUUAGAUGCGGUAUUAGACGAGGUAAAGAAGUCUUUCAUGUCUUUGUAUCCCUAUGUCUUUAAGUGUGAACAUUGAAUUGUAUCUGUGAUAGUUGUAUGACUGCUAAAUGUUUACCUCUGUUCUUCCCCCCAGGUUGAAAAUCUACGCUCAGCUGUGGCCAGUGCAGCCAUUGAAACCCUGAAAUAUCUUUAUGUCCAUCUGAAAGAAAAAAUGGACAAGGCAGUUCAAAGAACAGGCGAAGCUCUGCUGCUGAAGGUUGCACAGGCACAUAGUAAGACCUUCCUCCAGCAGCAGGUCGGUGUGGCCCUUAAGGCAAUGUUACUGAACUGCGACCCAGAACCAGUAUUACGUGUGCUGGUGCAAACAGGUUUAAGGUAUGUUUCCUGGGACAAAAAUAUUAUAAUAAACACAGCAGUAGUAAAUUCAAAAAUAUACAAAUACAAAAUGGAACAAUGUGACUAAAAUUGUUUAUCCUUGUACUUUACAGCCAUCGGAGUGCAACAGUGAGAAAUAGCGCAGCACAGCAUUUACAUCUGCUGGCUGAUUUAGUCGGAGCAACACAAAUUCUGAGCGCUGGAGGGACCUUCACAGAGACAUUUCUGUCUGCUGUGAAUGAAAUGGCUAUGAACCCCACUGCGGAAGUCAGGUAACUAUUUAUCCGUCUCAUCAGUUUUCAAACUGUGCCAAAACUCUGAUUUUGUCUGGUUUGUAACUCAUCUCACAACGUUCAUUUUUUCUUUGUUGAAUUUAAUGUUGAUGACCAAAAUGCUAACUGAAAUCUUAUUUUUCUUCAGGACUCACGGAAUAACCAUCCUCAAGAACAUUGCCCAAGAAAAGAACUUCAAGGAGCAGUGGAUGCUAGUUGUCAAAUCCAAAGAUCGACCCUACUUGGAGAAGAUCAUGGCAAGGAUUGCGAGGGAGUAG
Messenger RNA from Xyrichtys novacula (pearly razorfish), 2344 nucleotides. The record is from the annotation of a GenBank genome assembly. NCBI's taxonomy places the organism in Eukaryota, Metazoa, Chordata, Actinopteri, Labriformes, Labridae.